Molecule: messenger RNA, 570 nt
Organism: Rotaria sordida
Lineage: Eukaryota; Metazoa; Rotifera; Eurotatoria; Philodinida; Philodinidae
Source: the annotation of a GenBank genome assembly
AUGAAAAAAUUUUCUUCAAUUCAACGAUAUCAGACUGAAAAAGCAAUUAUUGAUGCUCUUUUAAAAAUAUCUGAGAUCAUUAAAAAAACAACUAAUAUAAAUCAAUUUUCAAAGAAAACAACAGGUGAUGGUGAUAAAAAACAACAAAGAUAUAAAUAUGAUUAUGCAGAGAUACAUGAUGGACCAAUACCACCUCCUAUGCGUACGUUCGAGUCCUAUAUCUCAGGUUUCAAUCAACGAUAUGCAAUACCUUCAUUACAGCGAUCAUCGAAUUUUAAUCGAGCACCAAUUCUACUGUGGAAUUCACGAUCACACGAUAAACAAUACUAUUCAGUAUCAAAAAAAAGAAUUAGUAAUGAUUAUUGUGAUCGAGAAUUGGCUCAUAAACAACGUCGUUAUAAUAAGUUAUCACCAUCAAUAUCUUCAUUGUCGGAUAAUUAUUAUCGAAAAAAGUCAUUAAGACAUCAUCAUUCAAAACAAAAAUUAUCUCGAGCCAACAAAAGACAACGAAUCAAUUGUGCAUGUCAUGCUUCAUAUGAUGAUAAUGAGUAUAGUGCAAGUGAUUGUUAA